GCUCUCAGGCUUCUCUCUGAUAUGACUUAUAAGCCUUUUGUUUUCAAUUACAAUUCAGAGGCAUUUUUAUCGAUAAAAAAGUUCAGAAUAAAGGCUGAAGUUAGGAUAUCAAAAUCUUUUUAGAAUCCAGGCACGUUUUAAUGACAAGUUGGAUAAACUUUCAUUCUUCAGGAAGACGACCAAACAGAGAAUCGAAUGAACUUGUGCCUUUAUUUACUCUAUGAUGUUUUCGCUUAAAUAUCAGAUUUAUGAAUGAAAACGUUUGAUAUGUUGCUUAAAAACAAUAAAGUAAAGCCUCAAAAAUGUUUUCCUUUAUAUAUUAAUAUAUUUAUCAUCGAUAUUAACGAUUACAUGUCAUUACAUGUGUGUAAUGUGCGUGAUAUAUCAGUAGAGACCGUGUUGUUAGAGUGAUUUGUUUGAAUAUUAACUAAAUUGCUUUAAAAUUAUUUAUACUAAAAUAAAACUUUUUAUAAUCUUUAAUCGUGUUAAUCAUAAAUUAUUACGUAUAACAAGAUGUUUGAUUCAGAGCACGCCACAUCAAGACGCGGAGAGCAGCACGUUAUUCUUCAAGAAUAUAACGAUAUCGUCGACGAGCUUAAGCGGGAUUUAGAGAUUUGCAAAACAGAGCAAAAUGGUAUACGCUCUCAGCUUCAGUCUCUGCAUAUUGAAACUAAAGACGGUAAUGAUGCUGUACGUGAUUAUAUUUCACGCAUCCACCUGGAAGAAUGCAACAAUGGAGAUGUACACGACAAGAUAAUCACGAAUUUAAAAGAACAUAUUACAGUCUUGCAAAUGGAGAAGGACUCUGCAGUGCAGCUAUGGCAAGUGUCGAUGAAAGCUGUCGACGCUCUGGAACAGGAAUUAAGAACUCGUCCAGUAGAUGGUAAAGAUAUAAAAUUCUAUGAAGAACAAUUAAAAGAUGUCAGGCAAUCAUACUCAGAAGCUAUAAAGGCUCUGGAGAGCAAGUUACUUCAAGCCAAAGAAAAUUUUGCAAAACAGCAGUCUCUAUGGAUGUCCAGCAAGGAAACAAUAGAAACUUUACAGCGGGAGAAGCAGGAAUUGAUGAAGAAAUUUCAAGAAUUUCAACAGGACGCUCAGCAGAGAGACAGGAAUAACCAGCAGAGAAUACAAUCGCUGACAGAGGAGUUGUCUGCCGCGAGGGCAGAAACGCAGAGGAUAAGUCAUUUAAAGUCAGACCUAGAAAAGAAAUUGAACGAGAGCAGAAAAGUCGCCGGCAAUAUACUGGCAAAGAACGAGGAAACGAAAUGUAAGAUGGCCGAGGCUCUGGAUCUGAUAGAGUCCGCUGUGAGGGAGAAGGAUUUCGUGUUGCAGAGAGAGGCGCAAGUUGUAGAGCAGAAAGCUAAGCUGGAGGCACGAUUGGCCUCUAUCGCUGAGGAGCACAUAGCUAAGAUACAAAGCGAGAUCACAAAGCUGAAAGACGCUCACGAGCACAACGUGAAGAAAUAUCAAUUGGAGAUCAAGGAGCUGAAGUCGGAAUUGCGAGAAAAGGCGACGCUGUUGGAUCGCUCAGAGAGAGAGAGCAGAUUGGCGGAAGAGGAACUCGAGAGAGUGCGCCGGGAUUCCGAGGAUCUACUGGCGAAAUCGAGCGCUAAGUUGCUGAAUUUUGAACAAGCGUUGAAACAAGCGGAUUCCAGACUAGAAGCGUACAACGAGACGUCCGAAAAGCAGUACAGUUCAGAGAUGCACCAGUUGCGGGAGAAGAUCGCUGGUCUGGAGGAAAAGCUGGCGGUCUCGAAUGAGAAACUGAGUCAGAUUCAACAGCAAAGUUCCUUGGAUGUGCGAGAUCGCCUCAAAUCGACGGACGAAAGGACGAAAGAUGCAAUCGACCGUUAUAUUGAUCUGGAGAGCCAGCUGAUGAGAGCCGCGGGCGACAAGGAAUCCUUGGCGACAGAAUUGAAGUCGCUACAGUCUGCUUUCGAUCGCGAGAUACACAAGCGAGACUACGAACGACGCACGUUGGAAAGCAGGAUCCGCGAGCUGGAAGCGAAUCUGCAAGAGGCGAAUCACGUGAUAGAGAAUAAAUCUGACAAUGUUCCUCCGAUACAGGUUCCCUCGCAGCAUCGCACGGAUACGAUAAAUAAGCAUACUUUGGACAUACGAUUAGAAAAUAUGGAUCACAAUUGGCAUUCCUUAGUAUCCGAACAGCUGAGCAAGCAGCAGGAACAUUUUGACAAAAAAAUGAAAGAAAUGACGCAACAUGUGACAAUUCAUCAAAAAUUAAGCAAAAAAUGGAGAGAAGAAGCAAAAUCUUUAACGGCACGAUUUCAAAUAAAAUCUAAGGAAUUACGCGGUAAAAUAAGUUUAUUACGCAAAGAAAACACUGAGCUUCAUCAAGCGCUACUGGCUUGCAAGCAGCAAUUUACCCAAUAUAGAAUGGACACUAUUCACAGUUAUGUACAAGGACCUGAGACCAGGUGACAACAUCCUCUGCUAGAUACAAAACGAUCGCGACGGAUCUCGGGCGCUGUAAAUAUUCUAGAUUGGUCGAUUUUAUUUACGAGAAAGAUCGCAAGAAACAACGUGAACAAUUUUCUUUUGAAAA
Molecule: messenger RNA, 2563 nt
Organism: Odontomachus brunneus
Lineage: Eukaryota; Metazoa; Arthropoda; Insecta; Hymenoptera; Formicidae
Product: myosin-11-like
Exons: 8
Coding region: 514-2439 (641 amino acids)
Biological process (GO): clustering of voltage-gated sodium channels; cilium assembly
Cellular component (GO): centriole
Source: RefSeq, a predicted model, not a curated record